Messenger RNA from Passer domesticus (house sparrow), 1457 nucleotides. Its product is annotated as L-gulonolactone oxidase-like. Gene Ontology annotation, molecular function: D-arabinono-1,4-lactone oxidase activity; FAD binding. Lineage: Eukaryota; Metazoa; Chordata; Aves; Passeriformes; Passeridae. The record is from RefSeq and is a predicted model, not a curated record. The coding region runs from base 81 to 1403 and encodes 440 amino acids. The transcript is spliced from 12 exons. Gene Ontology annotation, cellular component: membrane.
UCGGACCCAUCGGGACCAUCCGAAAAACCCCAAAAAAUCCAAAAUAUCCCCAAAAAAUCCCGGCGGGAAGCGGCUCCAGCAUGGUCGGCGGCCAGUCAGGGGUGAGGUUCCGGAACUGGGCGGGCACCUACGGAUCCUGCCCGGAGCUCUUCUUCCAGCCCCGCUCCCUGCACGAGAUCCGCCAGAUCCUGGAGCUGGCGCGGCAGCGGGGGAAGCGGGUGAAGGUGGUGGGGGGCGGCCACUCCCCCUCGGACAUCGCCUGCUCGGACGAGUUCAUGAUCCACAUGGGAAAACUCAACCGCGUACUGCAGGUGGACAAGGAGCGGCUGCAGGUGAAGGUGGAGGCCGGGAUUCUCCUCUCGGAGCUCAACCGGGAGCUGGAUAAACACGGCAUGGCGCUGGCCAAUUUAGGAGCCGUGUCCGAGGUGACGGCGGCCGGAGUCAUCGGCACCGGGACCCACAACACCGGGAUCGAGCACGGAAUCCUGCCCACCCAGGUGGUGGCGCUGUCGCUGCUGGUGGCCUCGGGGGAGGUUCUGGAAUGUUCCGGCUCGCUGAACCCCGAGCUGUUCGGGGCGGCGCGGCUGCACCUGGGGGCGCUGGGCGUCGUCCUGGACGUCACCUUCCAGUGCGUGCCCGAAUUCCGGCUGCGCGAGGUCGCCUUCCCCUCCACCCUCACCCAGGUCCUGGAUCAGCUGGACGAGCACCUGAGGAAUUCCCAAUAUUUCCGCUUCCUGUGGUUCCCGCACACCGAGAACGUCCGGAUCAUCUACCAGGAUCCCACCGACCAGCCUCCCAGAUCCUCCUCCAGCUGGUUUUGGGAUUACGCUGUGGGAUAUUAUCUCCUGGAAUUCCUGCUCUGGAUCAGCUCCUUCUUCCCCGGCCUGGUGUCCUGGAUCAACCGCGCCUUCUUCCGGCUCCUCUUCAGCUCCCGCUCGGAAAGCGUCGACCGCAGCCACCGGAUCCUCAACUACGAGUGCCGCUUCCGCCAGCACGUCCAGGACUGGGCCAUCCCCAUCGGGAAAACCAAGGAGGCGCUGCUGGAGCUGAAGGCGGAGCUGGACCGGAAUCCCGGGAUCGGCGCCCACUUCCCGGUGGAGAUCCGCUUCUGCCGGCGGGACGAGAUCCCGCUGAGCCCCUGCUUCCGGCGGGACAGCUGCUACAUCAACGUCAUCAUGUACAGGCCGUACGGGCGGGAGGUGCCGCGCGGGCGCUACUGGGGCAUCUACGAGGGCAUCAUGCGCCGGCACGGAGGGAGACCCCACUGGGCCAAGGCUCACAGCUGCACGAGGAAGGAUCUGGAGCUGAUGUUCCCGGAAUUUUCCAAAUUCCGCGCCCUGAGGGAAAAGUUGGACCCCGACGGGAUCUUCCUCAACCCCUACCUGGAAAAAGUUUUCUUUUGAGCCCAAAAAUCCGGGAAAAAUAACGAAAUUGGAAUUUUCCUGGGAAUUUUGGGG